Molecule: messenger RNA, 1071 nt
Organism: Darwinula stevensoni
Lineage: Eukaryota; Metazoa; Arthropoda; Ostracoda; Podocopida; Darwinulidae
Source: the annotation of a GenBank genome assembly
AUGGCUUUGGAGUGGAGGAGGAUCCUCCUUGACAUUGUGGUCCUGGCCCAGGACAUAAGCAUUCAUUCAGCCCUCAAGAAUGUGUUGGUGCAAGGAGGCAUGGAACCAGGGGUUCAAGAGACAAUUUACUUGUUCGAGAAGGAGCAGAUCUCCAGGCUGCGGAAGGGAGAAGAAUUACUCAAAGCUCCGAUGAGCAUGGGGGAGAAGGCAUUAUUGAAUUGGGAGCAUGGCAUUUUUACCAUAUCCAUCAUUCUGGGCGUACUUAUUGCCCUCGUUCUGGUUACCUUCACCGUGAAGCACAUUCGGCUGGCUUGCCGCGAGGAAUCAUUCCGAAAUCACUUCGGAGGUCGAGUUGGAAAUGAUAGGAGAGAACUCCUGGCGACCACGGACUUGUCUUCGUCCUUGGGCAAGAUAGAGGAAUCUUCCAUUUAUCGUGCUGAUGUAUAGAAACGAGAUCCCUGUGCAUUUGUAUGCCAUCAUCUCAUACCCUCAUUUCUUAUGAAUCUCGACUGGUGACUCUGAAUCUUAUGACUUCAACUGAUGUGGUUAGAUAUGAAACAGCCGGUUAAUUAUCAUACGGGAUUUUUUUGUGUAGGGGUCUCCAGUGUUGUCUAGAAUAUAUCAAAAGGGGCCUCACUCAUUCCUUCGAUAGGUAGAUUUAUAGGUAGAUAGAUGAAAUUAUAGAUAGAUAUUACUGCAGACUUGCUAGUGAAAUUUGAAACUACUCGCAUUCAUAGCAUUACAGCUGACUUUUUCGAGUUUCUUGUUUGUUGAUAUAGAUAAAUGAAAUUAUAGUUCUAUAUCGUUGCAGACUUCCUUAAGAAAUUUGAAACGACUCGCAAUCAUAGCAUUACUUCAGCUGACUUUUCCGCGUUUCUUUUAUUUGUUGAUUUUCUUCCCUUUUUUUGGGUAUCUUGCCUAGCUCCAGUGCGAAUCCAUGAAUGAAUGUCCUGACGGUAUGACAUAAUUUGCCAUUAUGGUAGCCUCUGUUGGGUUUCUUAUGGCUGUGAUUGUUGGGUUUACUGCCUAAACCCCGGUAUGACUCGAAUAAAUAGAAAAUUGUAUCUUCUA